Molecule: messenger RNA, 789 nt
Organism: Saccostrea cuccullata (small rock oyster)
Lineage: Eukaryota; Metazoa; Mollusca; Bivalvia; Ostreida; Ostreidae
Exons: 7
Coding region: 167-766 (199 amino acids)
Cellular component (GO): membrane
Source: RefSeq, a predicted model, not a curated record
ACUGCAAAUUGUAAAUGUUAUCUUGUUCUUUUUUGGCUUUGGAUGGUUCCUUACUGGUGCAGUCAUACUUGGAGGGGACCUACUGGACAAUGAUGUCAACAAAAUUUUGAACUUCAUUUCAAUUCUUUCAACUGGACUUGGUGACGAAAUAAAAAUCUUAUCCUCAAUGCUAAUUGUGAUAGGAUUUUUCGUAAUGCUUGAAGCCAUUAUAGGAUUUUUUCUUAAAACGAUGCUUUCCAAAAAACAAGAUGAAUCACGAUGGAAUAUUAUAAUAUAUGGGUAUUUUAUUUUUGGUCUUCUGCUAUUUUUGUCAACACUGGUAAUCUUUGGGUUGUGGAUUCACACGAGAGAAGAGACAAAAAAUAUCAGCGCCAAAAAACAGCUGGUAGACAAUUUACACGCAGAGUAUAAAGAUGAUGCACUCAGUAGUACGGAAACAGUUUCGAAUUUCUGGAAUAUGGCAUUUAUGAAGUUGGACUGUUGUGCAGUAAAUGCAGUGUUCAGCACAACUAAUGAUUUUGACCAGACUCCUUGGUGCACUACUAGCGGAGAAUGUCAACAAACAAAUUCACAAAUUCCAAAGACCUGCUGUAAUGGAGUCACGGUUAGCACGUCCUCUUCAGCUCCUUCAACAUGCCAUGCAAACGUCGACAGUGGAACAUAUAACAACCAGGGAUGCUACGAUGUACUGAUAGUGGUAGCAAUCCUUGCGUUAUACAUUUCAAAAUCUUAUACCGGGAAUAAAACAUCUCCCACUGAGCAAUGAGAAAAAACAAAUGAACGGUUAUA